Messenger RNA from Physella acuta, 4790 nucleotides. Its product is annotated as polypeptide N-acetylgalactosaminyltransferase 1. The record is from RefSeq and is a predicted model, not a curated record. Lineage: Eukaryota; Metazoa; Mollusca; Gastropoda; Physidae. Gene Ontology annotation, molecular function: polypeptide N-acetylgalactosaminyltransferase activity. Gene Ontology annotation, biological process: protein O-linked glycosylation. Gene Ontology annotation, cellular component: Golgi apparatus.
UCUUCGUGGCCUGACGCUCACUGGGUGACUAGCCUGCUGGAUGUGGUCAGUGGUCGGUAGACUGUGGUCAGUGGACGGUAGACUGUGGUCAUUGGACGGUAGACUGUGGUCAGUGGACGGUAGACUGUGGUCAGUGGUCGGUAGACUGUGGUCAGUGGACGGUAGACUGUGGUCAGUGGACGGUAGACUGUGGUCAGUGGACGGUAGAUAGUGGUCAGUGGACGGUAGUUUGUGGUCAGUGGACGGUAGUUCUAUUGAGAUUGUGGUCAGUGGACGGUAGUUCUAUUGAGAUUGUGGUCAGUGGACGGUAGUUCUAUUGAGACUGUGGUCAGUGGACGGUAGUUCUAUUGAGACUGUGGUCAGUGGACGGUAGUUUGUGGUCAGUGGACGGUAGUUCUAUUGAGACUGUGGUCAGUGGACGGUACUUCUAUUGAGACUGUGGUCAGUGGACGGUAGUUUGUGGUCAGUGGACGGUAGUUCUAUUGAGACUGUGGUCAGUGGACGGUAGUUCUAUUGAGACUGUGGUCAGUGGACGGUAGUUCUAUUGAGAUUGUGGUCAGUGGACGGUAGUUCUUCUAGGACUGUGGUCAGUGGACGUCAGUUUGUGGUCAGUCACUCCGGCCUUUUCUGUGAUGUUUAGGUGAACGUCGAGCAGAUAAGUUGUGAGAUCUCCAGUGAUGAAAGUGAUAAGUCAGAUAGUUGUCUCUAGCGAUGUUUGUUGCUUGGCCACAAGUUAGGUAAACAUGAUGGAAUGUGUGGCGUGAUGGCCGCGCCCCAUUUGUCAGACGGUUCAAAAAGUAUUUGAACAAGAAAGAUUCUGCCCUACUGCCGUGUGUUAGGGCGCCACCUGAAGAUUCUGCCCUACUGCCGUGUGUUAGGGCGCCACCUGAAGAUUCUGCCCUACUGCCGUGUUAGGGCGCCACCUGAAGAUUCUGCCCUACUGCCGUGUUAGGGCGCCACCUGAAGAUUCUGCCCUACUGUCGUGUGUUAGGGCGCCACCUGAAGAUUCUGCCCUACUGUCGUGUGUUAGGGCGCCACCUGAAGAUUCUGCCCUACUGUCGUGUGUUAGGGCGCCACCUGAAGAUUCUGCCCUACUGUCGUGUGUUAGGGCGCCACCUGAAGAUUCUGCCCUACUGCCGUGUGUUAGGGCGCCACCUGGCGGCCAUGUUCGUCACACGUAGGAAACUCAAGCUGCUGACUGUAGCCGGCGUGUUCGCCCUGUUCUACUUCUACAUCCUCUUAUCCAGUAGCAGCAUCGAGAGCCUCCUGCUCAGACCUCGCUCGGACACGCUGACCAGCAACCACAGCCACCGCCUCUCCCCCUUCGAGGGCCCCGUGGAUGACCUUCUGGGGGAGAAGAUCAAGGUCACCCUGCGGCCGUCUCGUCGCGGGGAGACCACGCCCCAAGAGAACCCGUUUGAAGGGUUCAGGGAGAGUGACGUCAUGGACGCUGAGGUGAUAGAACUGGACAGGAAGUCCAGGGGAGGCAAAAAAAUUGGGCUGAGACUAGGUCAGGGGGGCAGGCACAAGCAGGAGUCUCAAGAGAACAUCGUCAACGUGCUGGGGGGCGGGGAGAACAGCUUCCGCCGGCACAAGGGAGAACACGUGCCACGACGUCAGCCCGGGAUAGUGGAGCCCCACCCAGACAUUCUCAACACGGAGGACGCCGACAAGAGCAGGACUUGGCACGAGGACACUGAGAUCAUUUUCACGCCCUUAAAACAGAAAAACGUAUCGGAGACGGACUCUUGUUUUGUUGUGGAUAAGAACAAAAGCUAUCCUGACGUCACAUUUCCGUUUUAUGUCAAGAAGGGUGAGCCGCAGGACGCAGGUGAGUACGGGCGACAGGUGGUAAUACCACGUGACAACCAGACCCGGGAAGACAGGAUCCUGCAGGAGCGAGAGUACCAGGUCAACUACUUCAACGAGCGGGUCAGCAGGCUCAUCUCAGUACACCGCGCCCUGCCUGACAACAGAGACUCCAGAUGUAGAGAAACUCCCCCCGAUCUGCCCGCUGCCUCUGUGCUAAUUGUCUUCUACAACGAGGCUUGGUCAACUCUACUGCGCAGUAUCCACAGCGUCCUUGACCGAACACCUCCACAUCUGCUGGAGGAGAUUAUCCUGCUGGAUGACUUUUCUAACAUGGACCACCUGAAAGAGCCGCUGGAGGCGUACGUCCAACCACUAGAGAAAGUGAGGCUGAUCAGAGCCAAAGAGAGGCUUGGCCUCAUUCGGGCAAGGAACACGGUGUUUGAGUUCGCCAAGGCCAAGGUCGUCAUAUUCCUGGACUCACACAUCGAGUGUUUUGCAGGCUGGAUCGAGCCCCUGUUGGCGCCCAUCCAAGCAGACUUCCGGUGCGUCACGUUCCCCACCAUCGAGUACAUCAACCCCUCCACAUUCGGCACCGGCAUGAGCACGUCAGCCCGACAGGUCGGGGGUCUGAACAUCAACACCCUACAGUUCAACUGGCUCUACGAGAGGAAGCGGAACUCUACUGACACCAUCAGAAAUAUUCCGUCUCCGACGAUGCCUGGUGGUCUGUACGCUGUGUCACGUGACUGGUUCCAGACACUCGGGAAAUACGAUCCUGGCCUGGACUUCUGGGGAGGGGAGAACAUUGAAAUCUCUUUUAAGGUGUGGAUGUGUGGUGGUUCCAUCCUGCUGGUUCCAUGCUCUCAUGUCGGUCACGUGUUUCGAUUGAGGAACCCAACCCUGUCUGGGGUUGUGCUGACCUACAAGAACGUGGUUCGUGUGGCCGAGGUCUGGAUGGACGAGUACAAGCACUUCUUCUACGAGAGGUUCGCCUACAACAUUCCAGAGUAUGGUGACGUCAGCGCUAGAAAACAACUGAGAAAGUCCCUGGAGUGUAAGGAUUUCUUCUGGUACCUUCGCAACGUGUUUCCAGAGCUGAAGAAAGACAUGGACGUCAAAAGCAUUUACUCAGGGGAGGUGAGGAACUAUGCUGUCAAUGCAUGUCUGAACCGCCUGAGAGAGUCUGGCAUAGGACUAGAAACCUGCAGACAUACAUCCAUAUUCCAGCAAUGGCGGCUAACAUCAGACGGACGCCUGGCCUCCGGCGACAUGCUCAUUGGCAUCAAGACUGAGAACAAGAACGGUGCCGAUAGACAGACCCUGGGCACGUUUAAACUUGACCAGCACGCCAGCGGUAUCAUUGCUAUCCUCUGGACCUACGACAAAGACCAGCGUAUCGUGAACCAGAAGACGGGCCAGUGCUUGCAGGCUGACCCGCUCCUCAAGAGUGUCAUGCUGGCCCAGUGCUCCACCCAGACCAACAAACAGAAGUGGAUCUUCACCACAAGGAAGGAGAGACAGAAAUUCCUGAGGGAGCACGUCUCCAUUGACUGGAGCAUGUGAUGCGGGAACUAGACACCUCGCGUUCUUGACGUCAUACGGCGCGAGAACUAGGCUUCACACGUACAUGACGUCAUACGGAUGUGGAGUGUGUGACGCGAUAACUAGACACCACAGGUUCUUGACGUCAUACAAAUGUGGAGACUAUGACACGAGAACCAGGCACCACACGUACAUGACGUCAUACGGAUAUGGAACGUAUGACGUGAGAACUAGGCUCCACAUGUAUAUGACGUCAUACGGAUGUGAAGCGUAUCCGCGAGAAAAGGGCUCCAAACGUUCCUGCCGUCAUACGGAUGUGUACAUGCUUCAGUCGCCAGAUAAAGUGUCUAGUCCUAUAAUUCAUUUAGAAUCCAAAGACUUCAUGUUUGUUUUGAAAAUAUGCAUCUGUUGUAUACUGAUGACAUCGUAUGCAUAUACAACACAAAAUGGGUGGUAGUUGAUCAUUUUGUUUAGCCUAAUUGUGUUAUAGGAUUGUGUUAUAAGAUUGUUUAAAAAGUAAUGUUGUAUAACAAUGCCUUUGAUAUUCUUUACUUUCAUUUUUACAAGUUGUACAAGCAUUUACUUAACUCUAGUCCGUGCAUUUAUCUUUCGUGGUUCGUACGUCAUGAUUCGGAGCGUGCUAACGAAAUCUCCACCAUUUCCAACGAACCGAUUUCUUUCAAACUUGACACUAAGUCAAGACCUGGGGGCAGUGCAAUAAGUCAUGCCUUCGCCUAAUUAGUUGUUUAAUCAAUUUGCUUUUAUUUAAUUAGUUUGCUAUGCAGAGAGUUAUCUUUCCGCGCUAUUACAAUAUAAUGACACACAUUCUGCUCUGUGCGUUCAGAUGGUGCUCGCGUGGUCAUGCUUUGAUUCUCUUCUAACAACUAAAUAAAUAAAUAAAACGUUUGCAGUAACGGGCUUUUAUUUAAUGACUAUUAAUAAGAAAAUAAAAUGACUUUCCUUAAAUCUAAUAUUAGUAACAAUGCAUUUUUUUAGCAAAAAAAAAAAAAAUAGCGCGGGUCAUAUAUGGAAUUGAACAAUUAUGGACAAUAGGCACAUCUCUAAAUAUAAAUACGCUUACAAAAGAGAAUCGCGCACAACUGGUAAUAAAAUAGUGUUAAAUGUGGAUAGUAUUAAAAACAUUUACAACUGAAUACCUGUAUACUAAAAUUGUAUAUUUACAGUUGUAUAAUAAGGUCUAUUGUGAAAUUUAAAGAAAAUCAUUUAUUUUCUUCUUUUAAUGCAAAAAUAAAAACUUUUUGCUAUUAACGUUUUUGAAUAUUUAUUAUUUUCCACUUUAAAAAUGGACGCAAGUGGCGUGCGUAUCUUUAAUGAUAAUUAACAAAAUAAGACACCUGUAAUCAAUGGAAAUGUAAUAUUAAGUUCUUCAUUUGUGACCUUUUUCCUGUGACUUCUUUUCCUUUGACUUUUUUCUG